This is a messenger RNA of Eutrema salsugineum, 1051 nucleotides long. RefSeq names its product cytosolic sulfotransferase 1. Gene Ontology annotation, biological process: sulfation. The coding region runs from base 28 to 1026 and encodes 332 amino acids. The transcript has a single exon. Gene Ontology annotation, molecular function: sulfotransferase activity. The record is from RefSeq and is a predicted model, not a curated record. NCBI's taxonomy places the organism in Eukaryota, Viridiplantae, Streptophyta, Magnoliopsida, Brassicales, Brassicaceae. Gene Ontology annotation, cellular component: cytoplasm.
CCAUAGUUUUCUAAAUACCCAAAAAAAAUGGAUCAAAAGGAGAUUCCAAAGAACUUGAGAGAUGACAACCUCAGCGACGAAACAAAGACUCUCAUCUCUUCACUUGUCUCCGAGAUAGAUACGCAAGGGAACAAGCUCUACAACUACCAAGGAUGUUGGUACUACUCUGCCACUCUCCAAGGUGUCCUCAAUUUCCAGAGAAAUUUCAAGCCUCAAGACUCCGAUAUUAUCAUUACUUCUUUCCCCAAAUCAGGCGCAACUUGGCUCAAGGCCCUCACAGUUUCCCUCCUCGAGCGAUCGAAACACUCUUCUUCUCAUGAUCAUGAUCAUCCUCUGCUAUCUCAUAAUCCCCAUGCGCUAGUACCAUCCCUUGAGGCUAAUCUCUAUCUUACUAGCCAAAAUCCGGAUUUGAUGACCAAGUUUUCACCAUCGCCGUCUCCGAGGCUCUUCUCUACUCAUAUGCCGUUGCUUACACUGCAAGAAACACUCAAGGACUCCCCUUGCAAGGUCGUCUACUUGUGUAGGGAUGUCAAGGACGCAUUAGUGUCUCGUUGGUUUUUCAGGUGCAGCUAUCUGAAAAAACAAGUAGAGAGACACGUUCUUGAGGCUAUGUUUGAGUCGUUUUGCAGCGGAAUCAGCUUUUACGGUCCCUUCUGGGACCAAGUCUUGAGCUAUUGGAGAGGCAGCUUGGAGGAUCCCAGUCAUGUCCUUUUCAUGAGGUACGAGGAAAUGAAACAAGACCCUUAUACUCAGCUCAAGAGACUUGCAGAGUUCUUAGGCUGUCCUUUCACUGACAAAGAAGAAGAGAGCGGAUCUGUGGACAAGAUCUUGGAACUCUGCUCUCUGCGUAGUUUGAGUGACUUGGAGAUCAACAAAACCGGGAAAACGUCUAACGGCGUGGACUACAAGUUCUUUUUCCGAAAAGGAGAAGUCGGGGACUCGAAAAAUUAUCUCACUCCUGAAAUGGAGAGCAGAAUCGACAAGAUUGUCCGUGAAAAGCUAGAAGGUUCGGGAUUGAAAUUCUAAGUGGUUGUGGUUUAAACUUUUACUU